GGCCGCGGCCACUGCUGCUCCGGCUCACGGCGCCUGUGUGACGCACUGGGAGCGCGGCGGCGCGGUGCGAGCCGGGCAGUGGCGGGAGGAUGGCGAGCGACUUCUACCUCCGCUACUACGUGGGGCACAAGGGCAAGUUCGGCCACGAGUUCCUCGAGUUCGAGUUCCGGCCCGACGGGAAACUGCGUUACGCCAACAACAGCAACUACAAGAACGACGUCAUGAUCCGAAAGGAGGCUUACGUGCAUAAGAGCGUGAUGGAGGAGCUGAAGAGGAUCAUUGACGACAGUGAAAUCACAAAAGAAGACGAUGCUCUGUGGCCUCCACCUGACAGAGUUGGUCGACAGGAGCUUGAAAUAGUCAUUGGUGAUGAGCACAUCUCCUUUACCACAUCCAAAAUCGGUUCCCUCAUUGAUGUAAAUCAGUCCAAGGAUCCAGAAGGCUUGAGAGUAUUCUACUACCUGGUGCAAGACCUGAAGUGUCUAGUCUUCAGUCUUAUUGGACUACACUUCAAGAUUAAGCCAAUUUAAAUCAAAUAAACUGAAAUUUGUA
This is a messenger RNA of Pogoniulus pusillus (Red-fronted tinkerbird), 552 nucleotides long. RefSeq names its product mago homolog, exon junction complex subunit (gene MAGOH). Lineage: Eukaryota; Metazoa; Chordata; Aves; Piciformes; Lybiidae. The transcript has 5 exons. Gene Ontology annotation, cellular component: exon-exon junction complex; nucleus; catalytic step 2 spliceosome. The coding region runs from base 90 to 530 and encodes 146 amino acids. Gene Ontology annotation, biological process: RNA splicing. The record is from RefSeq and is a predicted model, not a curated record.